GUCCCCUUCUCCUUCCAGGUCAUCUUCUGAUAGGAGGAGUCCUUCCCACCAUGGAGGUGGACGAGGAGAUGGAAAAGGUCCGCAUCCUCAAUGGAGAGCCUUUGGAGGGUGAGGCGGAGGAGCCGUCGGCAGCGGCAGAGGAGGCUCUUCUGGGCUUCCCGAAGGGCCCCCUGAGCGGGGUCUGGCGGCACAAGUGCGCCUCCUACGUUCUGGCGCUGCGCCCGUGGAGCUUCAGCGCCUCCUUGACGCCGGUGGCCCUGGGCAGUGCCUUGGCCUACCGCUCUCGGGGCGCCUUGGACCCCGGCCUGCUGGUGGGCAGCGCCGUCACCGUCUUGGCCGUCCACGGAGCCGGGAACCUGGUCAACACCUACUACGACUUCUCCAAGGGCAUCGACCACAAGAAGAGCGACGACCGGACGCUGGUGGACCGCAUCCUGGAGCCGCAGGACGUCGUGAGGUUCGGGGUCUUCCUUUACACCUUGGGCUGCCUCUCCGCCGCCGGCCUCUACUGCCUCUCCACCCUCAAGCUGGAGCAUUUGGCCCUCAUCUACUUCGGAGGACUUUCCAGCUCUUUCUUGUACACCGGAGGCAUCGGCUUCAAGUACGUGGCCCUGGGCGACCUGGUCAUCCUGAUCACCUUUGGCCCCUUGGCGGUGAUGUUUGCCCACGCGGUGCAGGUGGGCUACUUGUCGGUCUCUCCGCUGCUCUACGCGGUGCCCUUGGCUCUCAGCACGGAGGCCAUCUUGCACAGCAACAACACCCGGGACAUGGAGUCGGACCGGCAGGCCGGGAUCGUCACGCUGGCCAUCCUGAUCGGGCCCACCUUCUCCUACGUGCUCUACAACACCCUCCUCUUCCUGCCCUACCUGAUCUUCUGCCUCCUGGCCACUCGCUACACCAUCAGCAUGGCGCUCCCCUUGCUCACCAUGCCCAUGGCCUUCUCCUUGGAGCGCCAGUUCCGCAGCCAGAGCUUCGUCAAGAUCCCCCAAAGGACCGCCAAGCUCAACCUCCUCUUGGGGCUCUUCUACGUCUUUGCCAUCCUCUUGGCCCCGCCGGGGGCCCUCCCCAAGCUUUAAUGCCCCAAAGAGGGGGCGCGGGACACUCCUUGGCACCUUCUCCUCCUUCUAGCCAUUCCCAUUACAGGGGAAGCCUUAACCAAAACAGGAAGUGAUUGUGGGUCACUUUCCUACAGCAGGAAGUGGUUCAGGGUCACUUUC
Messenger RNA from Anolis sagrei ordinatus, 1217 nucleotides. The record is from RefSeq and is a predicted model, not a curated record. Lineage: Eukaryota; Metazoa; Chordata; Lepidosauria; Squamata; Anolidae.